Dracunculus medinensis (Guinea worm) is the source of this 1074-nucleotide messenger RNA. Lineage: Eukaryota; Metazoa; Nematoda; Chromadorea; Rhabditida; Dracunculidae. The record is from the annotation of a GenBank genome assembly.
UGAAGGACGAUGAACAUUUGAACAAUUCGGCCUGAACUUCUCUCUCACCGUGCUGGUGUCGUUGUAAUUCUUCGAAUCCGAUAGUCCAGAUGUCCUAACAUUCUUCCUUUGUCAGCCUUUUCAGAUGGUUGAGCAGUUGUUUCCGAUACUCAACCUACUAGCAUAUCCUAGUAUUGAAGUGGCUGAGUGGUUUUUGGUUCGAACCAUAACACGGUCUGGUCUCUGAGGGUUACCAGCCUCGAUGGAAACCACACUUUUCAAUGCAGAACUCUUCCAGUGGCGACCGUCUAAAAUAUUCAGACUGGUCGGAGUUCCACAUGAUUAGACUUAAAUAUAACUUUAGAGUGAUUUUGCAUUGGAUCCAUCUCUCGCACAAUAUGGUUUACCUUUGAAUGCUACUUUAGAUGACCAUGCUAUUGCACAAGCUCUUCAGGAUCAAUAAUCAUCUAAAUUAUUUAUCCAUUCCACCUUUCUAUCUUCAAACAAAUAAUCUCUGGGAAAAAGUCAUCUUGUUAGUUAAUAAAGCCACCUGAACCAGGGCUUACGAAUUAGAAUUUUCAGGAGUUUUCGUUAUCUCAUUUUAUAGUUGAACUGUUUUCGGAACCGUAUCAUUCUAGCUAUAAUGAAGAGAAUUGUGAUGACGAUGGUGAUAAUGGUGAUGAUGAUAAUAUUGAUGAUGGUGAUAAUGAUGAUGGCGAUGUUGAUGAUAAUUUUAGAGAAUUCGCAGACUCUCUUCUUUAUUGUAAAUAUUUUCCCCACUUGGUUCUUAUCAUUUUAGUUUUAAAUGGAAGUAAGUUAGAUUUGCUGCAAAACGAAAUUCGUACCACCAGUUUUUCAGAAUACGAAUGGUGCAGCCUAGAAAAGCAGUCUCUUUAAUCUCUUUGAUGGUGAGGGUUAACGUUAAUAAGAAGUACUAAAUGAAAAAUUUGUUAAUAAUGAUAAAAAUUCAUAUUUUCUAGAUCAUCCCAGUAGGAAUUUUAUAAAGACUUGGAAUACUUGGAAAAGUUAAAAUUUGUAUAACGAUAUCAUAAUCGCAUAGUAUAGUAUAUGACCACAACAUUCUUUUUAUAGCUU